Messenger RNA from Ceratina calcarata, 3063 nucleotides. Its product is annotated as chromosome partition protein Smc. The record is from RefSeq and is a predicted model, not a curated record. Lineage: Eukaryota; Metazoa; Arthropoda; Insecta; Hymenoptera; Apidae.
GUUUUUUGCAUUUAUUUUGAAUUUUCAGGCACACAUAUGGAAGAGUUUGAUGAUAUGGAUGAUGAAAUGGAGGAGGAAAACAUCGACGAUGAUGAGGAUGAUAAGGAGCCGGACGACGAGGAAGAUGAAGAUGAUGAACCGAAGAAGAAGAAUGCCAAAUUAACAACCGCAGCCAAAUACAAAAACCAAGCUAAUAAGAACAAGAAAAAAUAAGUUCGAGCCUUACUGAUAUGGAAACACAAAAAUCUCUUAAGUUAGGCUAAUAAGCGUAAGUCCAUCAUUAUCAUCCGCAGUUGUGCGAAAUCUAGUAUCGUUUCACCAGAUUAUCAGAUGACAAACGUUGCCUUCCACGUUUCUACAACACAACUGGACCAAUAAGAUAUAAAACGUUACACUACGUAAUAGUUUACAAAGAAUAACAUCGCAUAUUGGUCCAUGAACAUUUUUAAUUAAGUGAUAAUAUUUAACGCGAAUGGAAGACGCGAGCCGUAUUCUUUUAACAUCAUUCUAUCAAAUGCCUUAGAGGAAUGACCCUUAAAACGUAUUAAAUGAACUCUACGGGAUAUUAGGGAUGCGAACUAAAAAUUAUUUUUUUGACAAAAUUUUAUGGAGUUGAAAGUUCGAAGGGCAUUCCUCUCAGAGCCGAUUGAACACGCUGGGUUGUUUUAUCCUGUUAUGAAGACGUUAAAAUAAAGUAAAAAAGGAACGAAAAGAUAUAAAAGAACCAAAAGCCCGUGGGGUAACGUAAGGUACACUAUUUUUUAAGUUGAACGUGAAUAAAAGGUCGUACAUUUUUGGCCCAGUUGUUGUUAAUAAAAUUAGUGGAAAGCACGGACGUACCUACAGCGAGGUAUAUUUGUAUUGUUUCAUUUUCUGUCUUCUCCGAUACCGUGUUAUUCACUCAUCGACACUUCCAGUAAUUACAAAGAUACACUAUUUCUAAUUGUAGACAUGUAAACGCGAUUCACAAAAAUUGAAUAACUACGCUCUUUAAUGGUAAAAAAAAAAAACAGAUUGCGAAGAUAACGUUCCAGUGUAAUUUAUUAUUUUCGUGUGUACAAGAUGGGGAAAGGGGUAAAUAGUCACAGAAACCCUUUAUAAUAAAAUGUUAUUAAUAACUGUAAAGGGGAGAAAAAGAAAAACGAGAUCAGAAUUUAAGAAAAAAAAAGAAUGAAACAUAUUUACAAGUCAUCUCUCGAUAUUCAUUCCAUUUGAUGAAAGAUAAACAGAAGAGAGGGUUACAUAGGUGUACUACACAAUGUGAUGCUCUUACAUCAGUGUUAUAUGCGAUUUAUGCAUAUGUAAAGCGUGUCUAAAACGCGCCCAUGCGAUUGAAGUAGUCUGUACACCUAUUUUGUACAUAUACGAUACAAUAAAAAAUUUCACAACUUUUAAUCAGUAUGGCAUGAUGUAACGUUUAUUUUAAUACUUCUCCUGGCAUUGUAAAGUAAAGAUUAAGUAGGUUAAAAAAGCUCGUGUGACAAUUUACCGUUCGUCAUUUGUUGAUACAGUCAAGAAAACCAUUAAUAAUUUAACGAAAAUGAUUUUUCGUCAUUAUGUGACGGAAAGAAAUUGCCCGUUUAUAUGAUUCUCGAUUUUCUCGUGGAAAUAACAUUAUGUCAAUGAUUUUCAACGUGUGAAGGAAACACUUGUUUUUGUAAAGAGAAUCCUUAAACUGUUUACAAAUAAACAGAACCUACAUAGAUUUAUGAAAAAAUUCUUUAAGUAAAUUCUGCUUGUACAUUGAGGUGAGUAACUACCAAUAGGCGACGAUACACAAUACUUUGAUGUGAUAUGGUUUAAGGUCAAGAAAAACUUUACCGCUCGUCGCUAGAUCGUAACAUUCGCUAUUAUGAUAUGCAGAGUAUUAGUUCAAAAAGUAACUUGAUCAACGACACGGACGUAAAAGUUUUCUGUUCAAAUACACAAUGCCAAGUCGCCAGCGAAGAGUUAACGAAUUUACGUCAACAAGUGACAGACCUAAAGGAAACACUUACGUCUUUAGAAAAUGUUAUACAAAUAAAAGAUAUGCAAUUAAUAAAUAUGCAACGUGACAACGAACGAUUAUCGUCCGAGUUGAAGAAACAUCAAAGACACUUUAGAAACAUUAAACGUAAGCUUGGGAAAUUCUUAGUGAAGCUUAUCGCGAUCCUUAAGUGUACUGAAUUAAUUCCAGAGCAGUUGGAUGAUGAAAGGUUUUUCUAUCAAAGGGAAAAGGAUUAUUUUAACAAUGAAAUGCAACGGCAAAAGACGCGUAAUGUAAGCGGGGCAUCGAGAUUGCACCGACAACGAAUGGAAUUUGAAGAAGCACGUGAAUCUUUAGAAGAGGAAAACAGGUCGCUCAGAGAGGAGUUGAAUGAAAAGGCAGAGACGACAUACAAUUUGUGUAUAAAGUUUCUGCGAAUGAAAUAUGCGAAGGAUACGUUGAGGCAAAAGUUCGAUCAAUUAUUAAAGGAACACCUCCACGUGAUGGCGGAUACGAUGGAAAAAUUGGAUGAGGCUAGGGAGGAGCUUAACGUAAUUGUGUCCGAAAAAUUCCAAGAGCGCCUACCUUUAAGUAAAGCGAAAUUUUUACAGGUGCUACAAAGAAACACCCGAUUAGUUCAUGAAAACGCGACGCUCAAGGUGCAAAUACAACAUUUGACUUUGAACAUCGAGAAACUAAAGGCCUCUACGCAAAAGCCGAAAAUGAUAAACGUAGAUGCAAAAAUUAUUGCAAAAUUAGCUACACAAAAUAAAAAACCAUAUGCGAAAGAGGCUGCGAAGUGUCAAUCGUUCGAAUUGUAUGAGAAUGGAACCGGAAAUAGUUCCUUACUUACUAAACCAUCGACCUCUCAAACUCCCGUUCAUUAUCCCGGAGACAUGAAAUUACUGUCGAAGUUGCGAGUGAAUAAUUUGAAAAGAUACGCGAACGCUGGUACGUCAGAUGUCCAGACGGAAACGUGGGGCCAGCGAGCAGAACGAGCUCGCAGCGCUCCGGAAAUUCGAUUACGGUCGGAUUCGUCAACAGUCGCUUGGGCAGAAUCUUUGAUCGACAUGCGGGGUACCCGUACGAACACAUAG